Molecule: messenger RNA, 1834 nt
Organism: Etheostoma cragini (Arkansas darter)
Lineage: Eukaryota; Metazoa; Chordata; Actinopteri; Perciformes; Percidae
Product: calsenilin-like
Exons: 8
Coding region: 412-1104 (230 amino acids)
Biological process (GO): regulation of potassium ion transmembrane transport; negative regulation of transcription by RNA polymerase II
Cellular component (GO): nucleus; voltage-gated potassium channel complex
Molecular function (GO): DNA-binding transcription repressor activity, RNA polymerase II-specific; potassium channel regulator activity; RNA polymerase II cis-regulatory region sequence-specific DNA binding
Source: RefSeq, a predicted model, not a curated record
ACACACACACACACACAGUUCAGGACAGAGUGAGAGGAGAUGGAGUGAGUGGGGCGUGGAGCCCCUGACUUGAUGGAGUUGUGGGAGAGAUCCUAAAAUGAAUUUUGGCCAGGAGGUAAAAUGCCAGCGAGUAGUAACAGAGAUGGGUCAUAUGCGUGUGGAGAAAGCUUUGGAUCAUUUUGGGGGAAUAACACGCUACGAAUUCAAUGUUUACUUGCACAUGAUGGACUUUGAACUUAAAGGAGGAUGCUCUGCAGGCAAUCUACUGUCUGACUGGUCAGUGGUUUAAGUCAGAGGUUUUAUUAAAGUGAAUAUAACUGCUGGUACCCGUUCAAAAAAAGACGUGGCAGGAGGAAGUUAAAGUUUUUUUAAAAGGGCUUUUGUACAGGCGGCAUCUAAUGCAAGGCAAAAAUGGGAUUGGAUGGCAUGGAAGUUAUUGCCAUUGCUGUUGUUAUCGGACUGUUUGUUGUCUUGCUCAAACAGUUUGGGGUUUGGGAGCCCUUGUCCCUGGAAGACAGCUGUGACGGCGAUUUAGAACUCUCAAUGGUGCGCCAUCAACCUGAGGGCCUCGAUCAGCUUCAAGCCCAGACACAGUUCACCAGGAAGGAGCUUCAGUCGCUUUACAGAGGCUUCAAAAAUGAAUGUCCAAGUGGGCUUGUGGAUGAGGAAACAUUCAAGACCAUUUACUCACAGUUCUUCCCUCAAGGAGAUGCAUCCACAUAUGCACAUUUCUUGUUUAACGCGUUUGACAUGGACAGAAGUGGCUCCAUUCGGUUUGAGGACUUUGUGAUAGGAUUGUCUGUGUUGCUCAGAGGCUCUGUUACAGAGAAACUUCGAUGGGCAUUCAACUUGUAUGAUAUCAACAAAGACGGCUACAUUACUAAAGAGGAAAUGAUGGCAAUAAUGACAUCCAUUUAUGACAUGAUGGGCAGGUAUACCUUACCCAGUGUACGAGACGAUUCUCCUUAUGAGCAUGUGGAGAAAUUCUUCCAGAAAAUGGAUCGGAACAGGGAUGGAGUGGUGACUAUUGAUGAAUUCAUAGAAACCUGCCAAAAGGAUGAAAAUAUAAUGGCUUCCAUGCAGCUCUUCGAGAAUGUCAUCUAGUUUCUGUAGAGGGAUGAGCAUCUCUAAUUUUGCAUAGUGCUUCCAGCUGCAAGCAUCUGGGGCUUGAAAUUACUUCAUUUAUCCUAAAAAGGAGAAACUGGGUUGUGCAACACAUUUUACAUAUUUUAAGACAAAGUGGCAAGAAAACAUCACUUUUGCUGACAUGAUGUGUGUAGAUGUGUAGAAUUCACAGAUUUGCUUAAAGAAAAAAUGUUUCUUUGCAUGACAACUUUGUUUAUGCACCUGAAGGAAAAACCUUGCUACCCUUGCUAUACAGUAACUCAUUACGUGAUGAGCAUGAUUGCUUGCUAGCAUCAGAUGCAAACCACAUUGAACACAAACAAGGGUUUUUAUUGUGGACCACUUCAAAACUUUGGCAAAUGAGAAUACUUUGUUAAUUAUAUUACAUAUGUUAAUGCAAAGAUUAUAUUUAUGUUUCUACGUUUUUCAAAUUUUUGUGUUAACCCAAUACCAUUUCACAAUCUUGACCCAAAACUAACUGAAGUAAAUAUAUACCUUUACAUACUGAUAACUAUUGACUAUCUUCUCUUUUUACACAACACACAAAACUGCGAUUUGUAAAAGCAGUGAUAUGUUCACUGUCCCCUGGAGAAAUGUUAACAUCUUGAAAGUGAUUACAUCCAAAGUGUUGUAUUUAAAGUUAUGCAACUGUGCCGCUACAAAACAGCAAUAAAACAGAGUUCAAUGCAACAUGCUUCAUGGAACAUAA